UUUCCAGAAAAACCUUCGUUUUUCGAUCUAAAUGAAUUAGAGUGCAGAUUGCUUGCUCCAAGCUUGCAUUUCAAAAAUUAAUGCAAGUUCCUAGAGGUAGACAACUAAAAAUUAAUGGAAACAUUGUUAGUGUUCCAGCAGAUGUUGUUAAUACUGUUAACAUGUUGUCAAGGUUUCCAAAUGACACCAGCACAAUUAAAGUUAACCUUAAGAGAAGAUUGCAAUACAAAAGUUCUGCUUUAUCACUAGCCUAAAUGUCAGACCAAAUAAAGUAGCAGAAGCUGCCAAAUGGCUUGUAAAUAAUGGUAACCUUUAUAAAGAUGAAGGUAUAACUUUCAAUGACACUUGGCUUGAAGAUAAUUUAAAUACUCAAAUGGUAUUUGAUGAUAGUGACAAUGAUCAAACUUCAGAGGGUUCAGAAAAUGUUGUGGACUGUAAUGCAGAAAGCUUGAACUGUGACACAGAAUGUAAAACCCAGCAAUCAUCAGCUUGUGAUGAUGAUGAACACUGGAGUGAAGACGAGGCAGAAAUACCUGCUGGAAUCACUGACACUAUGUUAACAUCUCCAGAUUUUGUCACUGAUAAUGAACGUCAGCAUAUUUUAAACGUUGCACCUGGUGAGGGCAAUAGGCCUAUGAGUAUACUUAGAGAUAAAUACUCAGAGAAAUUAGCAUAUUCUGGUAUAUUUCUUGGACAGAAGCAACCAGACAAUACAAAUAGACUAACCAAAGUCCAUUAUAGUGAAAUUUGAAAAUCUGAAUUAAGACGGUCUGACCGAAGGGCUGCAAUGUGUGUGGAAAAUAUUUUCUUUAAAACGAAGAAAUUGCAAAUGAAAAUUUUGCUGGGGCAGUCACAAGUUGCAUUAAGAAAAUGUCAACGAAAUAGUAGCACAAUCACUGCCGGUCAACUAAAACAACCGGCAUUAGAUAACAUGAUUCAUCAUGAUCAAGGAUUUAAAUUUCUUAGAGCUGUAAGGGGUUCACCUCCAUAUUUUGAAAAAGCUAAAAAGGAUAUAUUUGCAAUGAUCAGGCAGCUAGGAUCUGCUUCAUUAUUUUGUAGUUUUUCUUCAGCGGAAACACAAUGGACUCAUUUACUGAGAAUACGUGGUAAACUUGUUGAUAACAAAACAUACACUGACACUGAACUUGAGAACCUCAAUUGGGAAGAGAAAAGUAGGUUAAUUCAAAGUGAUCCUGUGACAUGUGCCAGGCAUUUUGAUUAA
Molecule: messenger RNA, 1222 nt
Organism: Paramuricea clavata
Lineage: Eukaryota; Metazoa; Cnidaria; Anthozoa; Malacalcyonacea; Plexauridae
Source: the annotation of a GenBank genome assembly